Molecule: messenger RNA, 1920 nt
Organism: Henningerozyma blattae CBS 6284
Lineage: Eukaryota; Fungi; Ascomycota; Saccharomycetes; Saccharomycetales; Saccharomycetaceae
Gene: SSA2
Product: Hsp70 family chaperone SSA2
Exons: 1
Coding region: 1-1920 (639 amino acids)
Biological process (GO): protein refolding; vesicle-mediated transport; SRP-dependent cotranslational protein targeting to membrane, translocation
Cellular component (GO): cytosol; nucleus; plasma membrane
Molecular function (GO): ATP-dependent protein folding chaperone; ATP binding; ATP hydrolysis activity
Source: RefSeq, a predicted model, not a curated record
AUGUCUAAAGCUGUUGGUAUUGAUUUAGGUACUACCUAUUCCUGUGUUGCCCACUUUUCUAAUGAUAGAGUUGAUAUUAUCGCCAAUGAUCAAGGUAACAGAACCACUCCAUCUUUCGUUGCCUUUACUGACACUGAAAGAUUAAUUGGUGAUGCUGCUAAGAACCAAGCUGCCAUGAACCCAUCUAACACCGUUUUUGACGCUAAGCGUUUGAUUGGUAGAAACUUCUCUGACCAUGAAGUCCAAGGUGAUAUGAAACAUUUCCCAUUCAAGGUUGUUGACAUUGAUGGUAAGCCACAAAUCACCGUUGAAUACAAGGGUGAAAAGAAGACCUUCACUCCUGAACAAAUCUCUUCCAUGGUCUUAGGUAAGAUGAAGGAAACUGCCGAAUCUUACUUGGGUUGCAAGGUUAACGAUGCUGUCGUUACCGUUCCAGCUUAUUUCAAUGACUCUCAAAGACAAGCUACCAAGGAUGCUGGUACUAUUGCUGGUUUGAAUGUUUUAAGAAUCAUUAACGAACCAACUGCUGCCGCCAUUGCUUACGGUUUGGACAAGAAAGGCCAUGAAGAAAAUGUUUUGAUUUUCGAUUUAGGUGGUGGUACUUUCGAUGUUUCCUUAUUAUCCAUUGAAGAAGGUAUCUUCGAAGUUAGAGCUACUGCUGGUGACACCCAUUUAGGUGGUGAAGAUUUCGAUAACAGAUUGGUCAAUCACUUCGUUCAAGAAUUCAAGAGAAAGAACAAGAAGGAUUUAACCACUAACCAAAGAGCUUUGAGAAGAUUAAGAACUGCUUGUGAAAGAGCUAAGAGAACUUUAUCUUCUUCUGCCCAAACUUCUAUUGAAAUUGACUCCUUAUUCGAAGGUAUUGAUUUCUACACUUCCAUUACCAGAGCCAGAUUCGAAGAAUUAUGUGCUGAUUUAUUCAGAUCUACUAUUGAUCCAGUUGAAAAGGUUUUAAGAGAUGCUAAAUUAGACAAAUCUGCUGUUCACGAAAUUGUUUUGGUCGGUGGUUCUACCAGAAUUCCAAAGGUUCAAAAAUUAGUUGCUGAUUACUUCAACGGUAAGGAACCAAACAGAUCUAUUAACCCAGAUGAAGCUGUUGCUUAUGGUGCUGCUGUCCAAGCUGCUAUUUUGACUGGUGAUGAAUCUUCUAAGACUCAAGAUUUAUUGUUAUUGGAUGUUGCUCCAUUAUCCUUAGGUAUUGAAACUGCUGGUGGUGUUAUGACUAAGUUAAUUCCAAGAAACUCUACUAUUCCAACCAAGAAAUCUGAAGUCUUCUCUACAUAUGCUGACAACCAACCAGGUGUCUUGAUUCAAGUCUUCGAAGGUGAAAGAGCUAAGACUAAGGACAACAACUUAUUAGGUAAGUUCGAAUUAUCUGGUAUUCCACCAGCUCCAAGAGGUGUCCCACAAAUUGAAGUUACUUUCGAUAUUGAUGCCAAUGGUAUCUUAAACGUUUCUGCCGUUGAAAAGGGUACCGGUAAGUCCUCUAAGAUUACCAUUACCAACGAUAAGGGUAGAUUAUCUAAGGACGAUAUUGAAAAGAUGGUUGCUGAAGCCGAAAAAUUCAAGGAAGAAGAUGAAAAAGAAACUGAAAGAAUCCAAUCUAAGAAUCAAUUAGAAUCUAUUGCUUACUCUUUAAAACAAUCUGUCGGUGAAGCUGGUGACAAAUUAGAUGAAGCUGAUAAGGAAGCUGUUACUAAGAAAGCUGACGAAGUUAUCUCUUGGAUGGACAGCAACCAAACUGCUUCUAAAGAAGAAUUCGAUGAUAUGUUGAAGGACUUACAAAGCGUUGCUAACCCAAUCAUGACAAAAUUAUAUCAAGCCGGUGGUGCUCCAGGUGGCGCUGCUCCAGGUGGUUUCCCAGGCGGUGCUCCACCAGCCCCAGAUGCUGAAGGUCCAACUGUUGAAGAAGUUGAUUAA